Molecule: messenger RNA, 655 nt
Organism: Mycetomoellerius zeteki
Lineage: Eukaryota; Metazoa; Arthropoda; Insecta; Hymenoptera; Formicidae
Gene: Pdf
Product: Pigment-dispersing factor
Exons: 3
Coding region: 199-465 (88 amino acids)
Biological process (GO): response to light stimulus
Cellular component (GO): extracellular region
Molecular function (GO): hormone activity
Source: RefSeq, a predicted model, not a curated record
GAUCUGACUGUCAGAAACAGAUCUCGGCAAUGGAUAUUCGGUAUAAAAGAAACAGCAUCUUCAGAUUCACGUCGUAUUCGCGUGGUACCUACGUCGAACAACAUUCGCUGCCACUUCAACGUCUCCUGCAGAUCGGCACUUCCGACUAUUCCAAUCUUUUUCUACGUGUUACCGUCUCCUAAAGAGACAUCUAAAUCAAUGGCUAACUACGUGAGAUUUGCUGUCAUUGUCGCUAUUAUCAUCGGAAUCGUUGGUGGAGAGGAGGAGUCCAGUGAGCUCGAGGAUAUCGACAGGAACAUUCUCGGAUUGAAUCUUCCCUACGGCAGAAGAUUGGAUAGCGAAUUGCAGCUGGCCAGAUUGAUGCUAGUGGCUCCGCGAUUGUGUCAUCCCAAACGUAAUUCCGAGCUUAUAAACUCAUUAUUGGGUCUACCGAAAAAUAUGCAUAAUGCUGGGAAACGCAAGUAAUUUCACUUGGUUGUACAAGAUCAUUCAAAGAUAUAUCACAUAUAUGAAGAUAUAGAAAUAUACACCUCGUAAAUUAUCCACCAAAGAAUAUAUAUGAGAACGAAAUAUUUAAGAAAAUCAAACAGGAUUUAUCAGCGAUGUUCCAGAAACAUGGAUCUUGUAUAAAAUGAAUCAAUACUAAUAAAUGUAG